CAGCGCCAACAAACUAAUUCGGGUUUGAUUGGCGGGUUGGUUGUCUUUACUUCGUUACUUUGCGGUAACGUGUUCUGGGAGUUAGAAAUGGAGUCAACACAAGAAUCAAACCCUACAGCACAGUCGGAUAAUUUCCAGGGAGCUCUUCAAAAGCUUGAUUUAUUGGUUGAAAAAGCAGAACUCUAUAGCAAGAUCAAAUACAUUGGUGCAGGAAUAAAAGAUUUGACCAGCCCGUCUCAGAUCAAACCGGAACUUUUAGUUACUUCGCCUACAGCUAAUUCUAUUGGAGAUCACCGACAUCGACGUACAGAAAAAGAAGAAGAUGAAGAAUUGUUGACGGAGACUAAGCUUGAUGUAUCUGCUGUUCAGCGAUUCGAGUCAUCUCCAUGGUACGUGAAGGGUGGAGAAAUGCGGGAUUAUCAAGUUCGCGGUCUUAACUGGAUGAUUCAGUUGCAUCUUAAGAACAUUAAUGGAAUUUUAGCUGACGAAAUGGGUUUGGGAAAAACUUUGCAAACAAUAUCACUGCUCGGUUAUAUGAAGCAUUAUCGAAACAAGUCUGGACCUCACAUUGUAAUUGUGCCCAAAUCUACACUUUCAAACUGGAUGAAUGAAUUUGUUCGAUGGGUUCCUUCUUUACGAGCAGUUUCGCUUAUCGGGAACCAGGAUGAAAGAAGUCAAAAAAUACAAAAUGAAAUUAUGAGGAAAGAAUGGGAUGUCAUUGUUACAAGUUAUGAAAUGUGUAUCAAGGAGAAGGCUGUUUUAAAGAAGUUCCACUACGUAUAUUUAAUAAUUGAUGAAGCUCACCGCAUCAAAAAUGAAAAGUCUAAGCUAUCGGAAAUUGUACGUGAUUUCCCCUCUCAAAACCGUCUGCUGAUCACUGGUACACCAUUACAAAAUAAUUUGCACGAAUUAUGGGCUUUACUUAACUUUUUAAUGCCAGAAGUGUUUUCUUCGUCUGAUAUGUUCGACGAUAUGUUUAAAACAAGCAGUACACACGAAGAGAACUUAGUGAAGCGUCUACAUGCAGUUUUGAAACCGUUUCUAUUGCGAAGAAUUAAAGCAGAUGUUGAAAAGCGUUUGCCACCAAAAAAAGAAUGCAAGAUAUAUAUUGGUUUGAGCAAAAUGCAACGUGAAUUAUACACCAAAAUUUUGAUGAAAGAUAUCGACGUAGUGAACUCAGUGGGCAAUAAAGUGGAUCGUGUUCGUUUGCUGAAUAUUCUCAUGCAGCUUCGUAAAUGCUGUAAUCAUCCUUACUUGUUUGAUGGUUUGGAACCUGGUCCUCCAUAUACUACAGAUCGUCAUCUUGUUGAUAAUUGUGGCAAGCUGAUGUUACUGGAUAAGUUGUUACCGAAAUUAAAAGAGCAAGGUUCUCGAGUCCUUCUUUUUUCUCAGAUGACACGAAUGAUGGAUAUCCUAGAAGAUUAUUUCUUGUGGCGCGGUUAUGAAUAUUUUAGAUUAGAUGGUUCUACGCCUCAUGAAGAACGUCAGGUUUCAAUUGAUGAAUACAACCGUCCAGGUUCGACAAAGUUUUUGUUUAUGCUAUCCACAAGAGCUGGAGGCUUAGGUAUUAAUCUGGCUACGGCUGAUGUAGUUAUAAUAUAUGACUCAGAUUGGAAUCCACAAGUUGAUCUCCAAGCUAUGGAUCGAGCACAUCGUAUAGGGCAAACCAAAACUGUCCGUGUUUUCAGAUUAAUUACGGAGCAUACAGUUGAAGAACGUAUUAUUAUGCGCGCAGAAAUGAAGCUGAAAUUGGAUAACUUGGUUAUUCAACAAGGUCGUCUUAUGGAACAGAAGUCAAAUCAACUUCAGAAGGAUGAUGUUUUGGAAAUGAUAAAACAUGGUGCCAACUACAUUUUCCGUAGCAAAGAUAGUGAUCUAAAGGAUGAAGAUAUCGAUAUUAUUUUGGCUCGGGGUGAACAAAAGACUGCUGAAAUGAAUGAAAAACUAGCGCAGUUAGGGGAAUCGAAUUUGCGGUCCUUAAAGUUUGACACAGCAGAUGAAAAUGGUGUACCAACAUCUGCCUAUAUAUUUGAAGGUGAAGAUUAUCGAGAGAAGCAGAGUCGCACUUCCUUGUUAGAAGGUUGGAUAGAACCUCCAAAACGUGAACGUAAAGCUAACUAUGCGGUUGAUGCAUACUUUCGUGAAGCUCUUCGUGUUUCUGAACCUAAAGCACCGAAACCACCCAGACCACCGAAACAGCCAAAUGUUCAAGAUUUCCAGUUCUUCCCACCUAGACUAUUUGAACUUUUGGAUAAAGAAAUAUAUGCUUUCAGAAAAAGCAUUGGAUAUAAAGUUCCUCGUAACCUAGAUUCUGGGCCAAACGGUGAGCGUGAUCGCUUAGAAGAACAAGCCAGGAUAGAUGAAGCUGAGCCACUAACGGAGGAAGAAAUUGCAGAAAAGGAAGAACUUUUAACACAGGGUUUCACAAACUGGUCAAAACGUGAUUUUCAACAAUUCAUCAAGGCCAAUGAGAAACAUGGUCGCGAUGAUUUAGAAGCAAUUUCUCUUGAUGUUGAGGGUAAAACUCCUGAUGAAGUCAAGCGGUACGCUCGUGUGUUCUGGACAAGAUGUAAUGAGUUGCAAGAUGUUGACAAGCAUAUGGCACAGAUCGAACGUGGUGAAGCUAAAAUUCAACGAAGGGCUGCAGUAAAAAGAGCACUUGAUUUGAAGAUGGCUCGUUAUAGAGCUCCUUUUCACCAACUUCGUAUACAGUAUGGAACAAAUAAGGGGAAAAAUUACGUUGAAGAGGAAGACCGUUUUCUUAUAUGUAUGCUUCAUAAACUUGGUUUUGAUCGAGACAAUGUGUACGAUGACCUGCGUCUUGCGGUUCGUCUGGCUCCACAGUUCCGGUUUGAUUGGUUUUUAAGAUCCCGUACGGCAAUGGAGCUACAGAGACGUUGCAGUACGCUUAUUACCUUGAUUGAGAGAGAAAUAUCUGACUUAGAGGACCGAACAAAACAGCGUGGGGGGACUGGUGCGAAUAUUUCAUCUCCUAAUCCCUCUGCAAAUUCCGGACCGGCUACCACCUCUACGACAUCUGUCCAGAAGCGGAAAUCAACUGCAGCAGCUAGUGGAACUGCUCCUGACUCAACUUUAGAAACUGCUGGAAACGGAAAAAAAAAGAAAGUUACUGCUUAAGUGACAAUCAUUUGUACAUGUCCUCUUUGUAUUUUGCUUUUAUUUUAGGCCUCUUGCAUUUGAUCUAAUGUAUUUGUUUCUUGUGACUUAUCACUCUUUGCUAAUUCAUAAUGGUGUAUUUUUCCACAGAAUCUUAUAUAUUCGAAUAAAGAUUGUUUAUGGUGGGAAGGAUUUGUGAAGUUUUCUGAGUGGGUUACCGACAUCUUAUUCUAUUUCGCCAUUCAUAACCGUGAAUAAGCUAAUAUAAAGUGCAGCAUCAUGAAUCAAAAUUU
Molecule: messenger RNA, 3410 nt
Organism: Heterobilharzia americana
Lineage: Eukaryota; Metazoa; Platyhelminthes; Trematoda; Strigeidida; Schistosomatidae
Source: the annotation of a GenBank genome assembly